Molecule: messenger RNA, 1992 nt
Organism: Cryptosporidium muris RN66
Lineage: Eukaryota; Apicomplexa; Conoidasida; Eucoccidiorida; Cryptosporidiidae
Product: protein kinase domain-containing protein
Exons: 1
Coding region: 1-1992 (663 amino acids)
Biological process (GO): protein phosphorylation
Molecular function (GO): ATP binding; protein kinase activity
Source: RefSeq, a predicted model, not a curated record
AUGUAUAAUGACGUAUACGAAGUACCAUUAACCUCCAUACUCUAUUCACUUAAAGACAAUAAUGGUGCCAAUUCGGUCUAUGAAAGAACUAAAUUCCAUGGUAUUUCUUAUUUACCUGAAAAUGUAACAAGUCAUAAUAUUGCGUUGCCUACUAGAUAUAUACAGUGGACGGGUAGAGAACAGCGCUCUGUUAUGUCAUAUCAGUACUCAACACCGCCAUGUACUCAACAUAAUACUCGGUGUACCUCAGUAUCACCAAUAAGCAGAAUGUCGCAUCUUUAUGGUUCAGGACAUAACAAUGUCGUUGUGAUGAGCCAACCUAAAACUCGGCAUAUUGUUAGGCCAGCAAUAUCAAUUCGAAGCGACUAUACUGUGCCUCCAAUAGUUUAUCGAAAGGUUACCAAUUCAUCUAGAAUAGAUGCUGGUUCUUUAAUAUCUACUUCAUCACCGCACUUAAUAAUUGCACCUGCAACACUAAGUUGUAAUAAUACUAAGAAAUCUCAUUGUAGAGAUUUUAUCCCAGACUAUAAUAAUACAUACUAUGAUGACUACACACUAAAGAAAGCUUCAUACAAGUGUCAGAUGAAUUCGGAGAUGAAGGAACAAGUAGCCUGGAAAAAUAUAUAUAGGAAAUAUAAUAAACAAACAGAACAUAGUAAAAAGGAUUCCGAAAUAAUGGGUCCAACUACUUCAACUACUUCAACUACUUCUUUUGGUUCAAUAACUGCAAAGGGUAAUUCUUCGAUUAGCGCAGAUAAUGUGCAAAGUCGCAAUACCAGAGGAAGCAGUACACAGUUAUUAGUGGCAUCUGCUAUUAAUUCAUUAUUUUCCUCAUCUAUGUUAAUACCUUCUGAGAAUGGCUAUAUAGAGGUUAAGAAAGACUUAGUAAAGAGAGCUACAGAUGCUAGUGAUGGAGUUCUGCAAAAUCUGACUCCAUCAGAAUAUAUUCGACUUGAAGACUUAAUACUGGAGCCAGCAACUCAGCGUGGAACUUUUGGAGUUGUAUUCCGUGGCCGCAUUAAAAGUGGCAAAUGGAUUAAUCGAGAUGUUGCAGUUAAACGUUGGAAAUUCGAUAAUGAAAGUCGUAUGACAGAAGAGAAUUUUAAGUCACUAGAAAGAGAAGUUUAUGCUUAUAGGAAUUUAAGACAUCCCAAUAUAUGUUCCUAUGUCGGUGUUUGUUUAGAACCCGGCUUUUAUGCUAUUAUUACUGAGUAUCUGACGAAUGGAAAUCUAUUUGAUUUACUUUAUGAAAAUAAAGUGAUUGUUUCUGCAUCUGAUCGUUUGAAAAUAGCUAGACAGUUAUGCAAUGCUAUAAGCUAUAUUCAUAGAAAGGGUAUGGUCCAUCGUGAUAUAAAAACAGCUAAUAUCAUACUAGAUCAUAAAAAUAAUAUGAAAUUAUGCGAUUUUGGGCAGACUAGAUCUAUGCAAUGUAGUGGCAAUACAAAUACUAUUGGGAUUACACUCGAUGAAAAUGGAGGCUCACCAAGAUACAUGGCCCCAGAAUGCUUUUAUACAGGCAAAAUCAUAAAUGAGAAGUCGGAUAUUUGGGGAGCAGCUUGCUGUUUAUUAGAAAUAUUUGGAGGCCCAAUUCCAUAUUUUGAGUUCAAUAAUAAUGAUGAUGUCAUUAAUGCAGUUGUAAUUAAGAAACAAAGGCCUAAAGUUCCGAAUUGGUUUCAUCCAACAGUAACUGAUUUGUUAAACCAAUGCUUUGAAAGGAAAGCUAACAACAGACCAAGUGCCUAUGAACUUUUGAGUAUUUUAAAUAAUCUGACUUCUGAUGACAUUAUUAAAUAUGGAAUGAAUGUUAAACGAGAUAUUGAUGGGGAAGUUGUAACUUCUGGAGGUAAUAGUAAUGUAGUUGGUAACAGUAGGAAAGUAUCGAAUAUCAUAUCAGGGAAGUGCAUAGGGAACACUAGCCAACAAAGAAGAAUUGUGAUCCAAAAACAGGAUAAUUCACUGAAUAGUGCAAAUAGUAGGGACUUUCCUAAAUAG